Messenger RNA from Pyricularia oryzae 70-15, 2373 nucleotides. RefSeq names its product GPI mannosyltransferase 3. The transcript has 3 exons. Gene Ontology annotation, cellular component: endoplasmic reticulum membrane. The coding region runs from base 108 to 1958 and encodes 616 amino acids. Gene Ontology annotation, molecular function: alpha-1,2-mannosyltransferase activity. NCBI's taxonomy places the organism in Eukaryota, Fungi, Ascomycota, Sordariomycetes, Magnaporthales, Pyriculariaceae. Gene Ontology annotation, biological process: GPI anchor biosynthetic process. The record is from RefSeq and is a predicted model, not a curated record.
GUUGAAUUGUCAGGUCGUUAUAAACAGAAGAGAGAUUCAUGCGGUGCAGAACUGACACCCAAUACGUCACACCAAACCCCCACAGGAGCAGCCUUUAGAAGCAGAGAAUGAAGUCACGAGAUGCAACUGUCCUGUACAUUCUCGUCGCAUUCCGCUUCGUCAAUGCUCUCUGUGUGCGCACAUUCUUCCAGCCAGAUGAAUAUUUUCAGGCUUUGGAGCCGGCUUGGAGGAUAGCUUUUGGAAGUGAUAGUGGAGCUUGGUUGACCUGGGAAUGGCAAUAUCAACUUCGCUCUUCGUUGCACCCUGCCCUGUUCGGCGGGGUCUAUAUCGUCCUUCAUAAUGUGUUGAAGUUUCUGCACGCUAGCCCUGAAAUCUCUGCGGCACUCUUGGUGGCUGCGCCCAAGGCAACCCAAGCCGUCUUUGCUGCUCUAGGGGAUUAUUAUACUUGGAAGCUGGCCUUGCAAAUAUAUGGCAACUCUGGGGGUAUCGCUUCCGCGGCUCUUUGGUUGACUGUCUCGAACCCAUGGCAAUGGUAUUGCUCUACAAGGACAUUUUCGAAUUCUAUUGAGACCACAUUGACAAUCAUGGCUCUUUAUCAUUGGCCUUGGAGUCUACUCAGGGAUUCUAGUGGAAAAGAUGAGGAUGACAGGGAAAGUUUUACUUCAUCAACUUUACGAGAAUCACUGCUACUUGCGGCAAUCGCUGUGGUGUUGAGGCCAACGAAUCUCCUCGUCUGGAUUGCGAUUCUCACCGUGACCGUAACUAGACUCACUCUAGACGGGAGAUCCCCACUCACUACAGGAAGCCUCAUUAGCCUCGUGGUAAACAUAGCCUUCAGUGGACUCUCAGUCUUGGCCGUGUCUGUCCUGGCUGAUUGCUUCUAUUUCGGAUUUUGGACGUUCCCUCCUCACAACUGGCUUCACUUCAACCUCUCGCAGUCGCUCUCCUUAUUUUAUGGGCGUAAUGAUUGGCACUACUAUAUUUCCCAAGGCAUCCCGCUGCUCUCGACGACAUGCCUUCCCUUUGUCUGCAUAGGGCUGUGGAAAUCGACAGGGCUCGCCCUGGUGCCAGGUCUGACGGUAUCACAGUCGAAUGCGGUAAAGACUCUAUCCUUUGCUGUGUUUUCUCUGGUGGGAGCAUUGUCGACGAUAUCACACAAGGAGGUCCGGUUCAUUUACCCGCUUCUUCCUGUCCUCCAUGUCAUAGCGGCACCUUACGUCUACGCAUUCUUUACUAGCCAAGCGACUACUUCACCCUUGGCCGCCAAGAACUCUUCUCCCUCAAAACCUCGACUUAGACACAGAUACGUCCUAGGCGGAUGCUUGGCAGUCAAUAUCAUUCUCGGGGGCUAUCUCUCCUCAUUCCACCAGCGAGCUCCGCUAUCGGUGCUGCACUUUUUGCGCCACGAGUACGAGGGCAUCCACCCCGACAGUCUUGUGCUUGGCCAAGCCACUCCCUCAUCGGAGCACACGGCGCCUCUAGCGCCAAGUGGAAACGGAACGGCCAUUGACAUCAAUCGCCACUUGGACGACAUGGAGCUCUUCGCCCUCUUCCUGACGCCCUGCCACUCGACCCCCUGGCGCUCGCACCUCGUCUACCCAGGCCUGCACGCUCGCGCGCUCACCUGCGAGCCCCCGAUUCACACAGAGCCGGGCACCCGCGAGCGCGAAGAGUACCUCGACGAGGCCGACAGGUUCUACGCCGACAAGGACGCCUUCCUGGCGACCGAGAUGUGGCCCCAGGACAAGGACGCCCGCCGGCUGCUGCCGAGGUACAUUGUCGGGUUCGAGGGCAUCGAGGAGGACCUGCGGCGGUUUUUCGACAGGCAGCAAGGCCGGGGUGCGGGGCUCGGGGUUGAGCUCCACAGGGUGUGGGAGGGUUGGAACGGCUUCUUCAACGAGGAUGUACGGAGGAGAGGGCUCCUGGUCGUAUGGGACACUGGGGUUUUUUCUGCAUGAGGACCGGAUCUGGUAUGCGAGAGAAGGGGGGGGGGGCGAUAUCUCCACAGGGUUCAUGUCUGUCUCGGAUAUGUCCCGAAAUGAUUCCCGGGUCGCACAACUGCCGUGUAACAACAGAGACUCAAUAUAAAGCGGCUCCCACCGAGCUGCCCUUGCGUCAUCCCGAUCGAGAUGGAUAUGCAGGUAGUACUGCCAAAUCGGUUAACAUAGCGCAUGUCCACGGAAAUUAUAUAAGAGACAAAAUUCGUUCACAGGACGAUCCAAAGCAUGUAAGUUUGAUAGGGUUCAAAUUACCAAAGCUAGUAGCAAGCUAUAUUGAAGAGAUAUAUAGAGUUAGUAGUAAGAGACUAGACUAGUACAGGUCAACCUUGAGUGUGUUGCUUUGUGUGCAUUAGUACAGGAAUUGAGCUCGAGG